CCUCCAUCUCCUGGCUUCGCUCCACCACUACCGUCAGACAGUCGUCGAUCACUCCGUUUCUACUCAUGGCCUCUAAUUCGCUUGCCUACCUCGAUGUGUGUAUAGGCGACCAGGACGCGUGUGCUCUCGCAGAAGCCGAGUAUUCAGCUACAUCUGCCUUGUUGUCUAAGAAUGCACACAUCUACGGGCUUCCUUCAACGCCCGCCGAGUUGUCAGAAGAGCAGCGCGAUAUUCUGAGGGAGCUCGAUGUAUGUUGCCAUCGUAGUUCACAUAAGGCCUCUCUGACGAGGAGAGUCGACAGAGUUCGAGGCAAAUGCGCUUCGAACCUCCGCCGCCGCUGCUCGUAGGCCGGCUGGUCUUCCAUCUCGAUUCAUCUCCAGGGCUCGCGAAGACGAGAGGAAACUUCAUCGCGCUAUGCACAGGGGAGAAAGGGAUGUGCAAAAAUGCACCGAAGAAAAAGUUGCACUACCUCGAUUGCCCGAUCCACCGGAUCGUCAAAGGCUUUGUGGCGCAAGGCGGAGAUGUCACCAGAGGAGAUGGUAGCGGUGGAGAGUCAACCUAUGGUGGGAAGUUUAAUGACGAGAAGGAGGGCCUCAAGAGAAAGCUCACCCGUGGAUCACUUGCUAUGGCCAACUCCGGGAAGAACACCAACUCGUCGCAAUUCUUCGUUGUGCUCACCGAAGACGAAACAAAGCUGGUGAAGAUGCAUGGGAAGUAUGUCGUCUUUGGCAUGCUCAAGGAGGGCUUCGAGAUCUUGUCUCGACUAGAUGGCGUUGGAAGCGCAGACGGCAAGCCUUGUAAGAGCGUAUGGAUUGGAGGAUGUGGAUUGUGUUGAGACAUGCUAGGGGGAU
Messenger RNA from Fomitopsis serialis, 851 nucleotides. RefSeq names its product cyclophilin-like domain-containing protein. The transcript has 2 exons. The record is from RefSeq and is a predicted model, not a curated record. Lineage: Eukaryota; Fungi; Basidiomycota; Agaricomycetes; Polyporales; Fomitopsidaceae. Gene Ontology annotation, biological process: protein peptidyl-prolyl isomerization. The coding region runs from base 314 to 835 and encodes 173 amino acids. Gene Ontology annotation, molecular function: peptidyl-prolyl cis-trans isomerase activity.